GGUGGGUCAUACCGAGCGGCAGACACCCUUGUAGCGACUUUGAACCGGCGCGAGUGUGAGCUUGUCCUCCAUAGAAAAGGGAGGAAAGACGCCUAGUUUAGCCUAGCCAGCGGUUAAACAGGAUAUUGACGUUAAGGUCAUUUUAAAGAUAUGAUAUUGUGGGGGAUCACAUUUUUAUAAAGGUUUACAGCGUAAGGAGGCGUGCUACCGCGCGUGUAGAGGUCCACUUGACGUUUUUUUGUGGUAUUAUUUUCAUCAAUAUUAAUUAUCUCGCUGCAGAAAUGGCUCUAGUGGGACUGAGAGCUUCGUACCACCGGAUCCUGGACAAAAUCGAGCACAGUUUGCCGGCUAAACUAAGACCUUUUUAUAACCAUCCGGCAGGUCCAAAAACAGUUUUCUUCUGGGCCCCAAUGUUCAAAUGGGGCUUGGUCUUAGCUGGCCUGGCUGACUUGACGCGACCUGCUGAGAAGCUUAGCACUUCCCAGUCUGCGGUGCUCACUGCUACAGGUCUGAUUUGGUCUAGGUACUCCCUGGUGAUCAUCCCAAAGAACUGGAACCUUUUUGCUGUAAAUUUCUUUGUGGGUGCUGCAGGCAGUUCCCAGCUCUACAGGAUCUGGAGGUAUAAUCAGGAGCUGAAGAAGAAAGAGAGAGAGAAGGUGGCACAGUCCUGAGCUGCUAGUCCUAUAGGUUAAAAAGGAACCCACUUACCACUAGGUGUCAUAUCCACACAUCCAACACCCAUCCAGGAGAAAGAUUUUUUUUUUUUUUUCUUCAGAUUUAUGUUUUAGAGAUCAUGUUACUUUGUCAGGGUCGAAGAGAUUUCUGCAGUUCAUAUCAUACUGAAUUUAUAAUUCAGUAAUGCACACUGAAGUCACCAACGCACAAGUUCUGGGGAUAUACAUGUUUAUUUUUCGUAAAACAUACUGCUAAAUUUAUGGUCACUGUCCAGUUGAAACAUUUGCCAAGUUGUCAUAGGGUGACAUGUUGUUUUCUUGAUUUAGUUUAGUUAAAUUCUGGUUUUGGCUUGAAUACUGUACUAUGUGACGUCUCCCAAUAAAUUAUAGAAAAAUUCAGUAUAACAAUUACUCUUUAAAUAUCAUUUAGUUCAUUUGUACAUGAAACUAAACCGUUCACAAAUUAGUUAACAAAUCCAAACUUAAACAGCCUUUGGCAACUCUUGCUAGGGACGAAUGUUUUUUUUUUUUUAAAGUGUUUUUUUUUCCAUUUUUUUCCCAUUGCAUUUUCUGCACUUGUCUUUUCUACAAUUUCUGCAGCGGUCCAAACGUAAUUUGUGUGUAGCUGCCGAGUAAAUAUAUAUGGCCGUAACACUCGUGAGUGGGGGAGCCCCUUAAUUCAGCUUUCUUCCACAGUGUUUACAGCUCCUGUCUGGGUUUAUCUAGCAUCAACGAUCACGGACAAGAUGACAAAAUGUUGCAAAUAUACAUGACACGGUCGACAAUCUACUGAAUAGGUGUUUGUGGAGACAACUUUUUUUUCUUCUCAGUCAUUUUAAAUUCUGCAAAUUUAUUUUUAUUGCAGCUUAUAUUUGAAGUAACUAAUUUCAAAGGCACCAGUUUCUAAGCGUGAAUGCUAGAAUGCAUUUAGACAGCUUCAGAUUUAAGAAAAAAAAAAAUUGUGUGGGUUAAUAUUGGGGUUUAUACAAAUAUAAAACCAAUAGUUUUAAGUGACAUAUUUCAUUAGACCUUUAAAAUGUUUGGGAGUAAUCGGAUGUUUUUAAGUCAUAUUCUAUAUUGUAACAAUGUGGAGUGGGGGGGUUAUUCCUGUGGUAAGAAAUACAACCACCAGGUGGCAGGAUAGUCCCAUCAAAUAGGGUCAGAAUGAACAUUGACCACCCUUAGAAAGUUAAGGCAUCAGUGGAUUUUUAUAUUAGUGUGAACAGUAAUUUUACUGAGGUAGAUGAGCUUAAUUUCCAGAUAAUUUAUCUAAUGGUUUUUGCAGAGCCUAUUGAUGAAAACACGAAACCUUGUUAUCCACUACAUAUGUAAUGAAGUAUGUAAAUUUGGGAUGUUGUCAAAGAAAAAAAAAAUCUCAAAGGGGGAGAAAAAAAAAUUGUGAAAGGUUUGACCAGAAUGCAGGAGUAUUUUGUUCCUCAUCCACUGAAUGCCUUUAAGAAUGAUCUGGUAUCUCACACCUUGUUCAGAACUUGUAUAACCACUUUCCAUGAAGAACUGAAGGUGUUCUGGAGGCAGUGGGUAGCCCUGAUCUUCAUUAAGUUUCAGACAUUCAUUCAUCCAUCCAUAAUUUUUUGUCCACGAUUUUGUUUACUAAACAAAUCCAUACUGCAACAUGACUGUUGUUUAUGUGGAGCAAUAUAUGAACUCUUCCCAACAGCAGACAGACAAUAAACUGAGUGGGGAAAAAAAAAGACUCCACUUCACGUGCUAAGGUGCUCCUUGAGUCUGAGAAGAAGUGGAAUCUACCUGUUGGUUGGUGUGUUGAUAUGCUUUGGCAGUUUAAAUAGAGCAGAAGACAACAGACAGAGUUAUCAGAUACAAUUGGUAAAAAUAGUAUUGCACGUCAUUCAGUUUUUGCACUGUGUAUUUUGUGAUCAGAAGGUAACGUCCCAGUGGGGGUCUUUAGGUUAUGCUCUUAAUGGAAUUACUUCAGCUGUAUUUAAAAAAAAAAA
Scleropages formosus (Asian bonytongue) is the source of this 2647-nucleotide messenger RNA. RefSeq names its product mitochondrial pyruvate carrier 2-like. The transcript is spliced from 5 exons. Gene Ontology annotation, biological process: pyruvate import into mitochondria. The record is from RefSeq and is a predicted model, not a curated record. NCBI's taxonomy places the organism in Eukaryota, Metazoa, Chordata, Actinopteri, Osteoglossiformes, Osteoglossidae. Bases 282 to 671 code for a protein of 129 amino acids. Gene Ontology annotation, cellular component: mitochondrial inner membrane.